AUGUUUAAAACAGUUUUGCAUCGAAUAUCACUGGGGCGAGGUCAGCUACGUAAAUGUCGAUCCAAAAGAGUUUUACAAGUUAUACCAAAAAUAUCUGCAAUUGUAUGUCAUGAGCAAUCUGAAAUUCAUUACAAACUAAAACUAUUGCUAAACAAAUCAUGGCGAGUGAUUGAGGAGUUGAAAACACACGCUUCUUGGAAAGAGAGUUUUCUUGCCUGCAACAUACGUAUAUGGGAGAUUAAUGAAUCAGAUAUACCAUACGCCGAUGAAGAAGACGUUGUUACACCUAUGAAUGAGCCGUCGGAUGGUUUGGAAUUGGCAGCCGCUUUACCACAAAGAUUACCAGUGGAAGUAGAGCUUGGAUAUCGCGAUAUAGACAGACAGUUUGACUGGUAUAGGUCUUACAACGAUUACAAUGAAAUUGAAGAAAACGCAAAGUUCAUAAAACACGCUAAGGAGAACUACGAUUCAGUGGCAGUUUCUAUCGAUCAACAAAGACUGGAACUUAAUUAUCUGCAAACAAAAGUUCUAGAACAUCUAACAAGUCAAUUAAAUGGUGGUACGAGUGAAAAUCUAACCAUAAUUCAAGGUGCUGCUGGUACAGGAAAAUCUUAUUUAAUAAACGCCAUGGUUCGACAAACAGAAAUUAUAUCAGGACAAGGUAGCGUUUUACUUAUGGCACCGACUGGUGUUGCAGCCAACAAUAUCAAUGGUCAAACAAUUCAUUAUGCUCUACGUUUCAAUGCAACGCGUGGUUUAACAAACGAAUUGAAUGGCGAAUCCGAGCGUAAUUUUCAAGAAACAAUACUUAAUAUCAGAGUCAGUAUUAUCGAUGAAAUGUCCAUGGUAGGAGUUCGUGUACUGGUUAAUAUCGACAAACGACUUCGUCAAGCAUUCCCAGAAAAACAAGAGUCAGCCUUUGAUGGAACGAUAUUAUAUCUACUAGGCGAUUUCAACCAGUUGCCUCCAGUCUUAGAUCGAUCAUUAUUGGCGCCUUCUAAUACAUCAAUUGGAACGUCUGUUUUAUUCGAGCAGUUUACAAAGGUAUUCGAGUUAACGGAAAUUCUGCGACAAACAGGCGAUUCACAACAACAGUUUAGAGAAACGUUACAACGAAUGACUCUAGGAUCUUUGGAACAGAUUGAUUACAAAGUACUCAAGAAUCGCUUUGCAGUGAAUAACAUAGGACAAACUAAAACAUUCAAAAACGCUCUACGAAUAUUUUUUAAGAAAACAGAAGUUGAUAUUUACAAUGAAACAAUGCUACGAUCGCUAAACUCUCCUGUUACUUCAAUUCAAGCCAAGAACAACAACGAAACUGCUUCGCGAAGCUCCACCGAUGAUGCGCAAGGUCUAAAAAAUUGUUUAAAACUCUCAAGAGGAUGUCGUGUGAUGCUUAAACAAAACUUAUGGGCAUCGCAAGAUAAACAACCUUUAUGUGUAUUGGUAAAAAUUGAUGAAUAUCAAGGUCCAACACUCUACAGCAAUUUGGUUCCAAUCGUCCCAGUAACAGUCAGUUUCAAAAAAGGUAGCACUACAUGUACACGGAAACAACUUCCUUUACAAUUGACAUUCGCUAUAACCGUCCACAAAAGUCAAGGAAUUACAGUUGAUAAAGCCGUGGUUGAUAUUGGAUCGUCUAAGUUUGCUUUGGGUUUAUCAUAUGUUGCUCUAUCACGGGUAAGAACAAUCGAAGGAUUACUUAUUGACCCUGCAUUUCCACCUGAUCGUCUAUUCAAGUCAAUUAAUCAGAAUUCGUCUUGGAGCGUUAAAAAAAUCCAGUUGGCUCGUCUACGUGAAUUGGCUGAAUUAUCUACUAUAUAUUAA
Messenger RNA from Acyrthosiphon pisum (pea aphid), 1827 nucleotides. RefSeq names its product ATP-dependent DNA helicase PIF1-like. The transcript is spliced from 2 exons. Gene Ontology annotation, molecular function: DNA helicase activity. NCBI's taxonomy places the organism in Eukaryota, Metazoa, Arthropoda, Insecta, Hemiptera, Aphididae. The coding region runs from base 1 to 1827 and encodes 608 amino acids. Gene Ontology annotation, biological process: DNA repair; telomere maintenance. The record is from RefSeq and is a predicted model, not a curated record.